Eufriesea mexicana is the source of this 3084-nucleotide messenger RNA. It is a transcript of the gene Cht7, whose product is annotated as chitinase 7. The transcript is spliced from 14 exons. Lineage: Eukaryota; Metazoa; Arthropoda; Insecta; Hymenoptera; Apidae. The record is from RefSeq and is a predicted model, not a curated record. The coding region runs from base 1 to 2838 and encodes 945 amino acids. Gene Ontology annotation, biological process: carbohydrate metabolic process; chitin catabolic process. Gene Ontology annotation, cellular component: extracellular region. Gene Ontology annotation, molecular function: chitinase activity; chitin binding.
AUGUUUGAAACAGGUACAAGGAAAAGAUUUCGCAGACCAGCAACCGCCGCCCCAUCGAUCUCGAACGAUCAGGAAGUCUCCGCUAGCGUGAACAGAUUCAAGGUCACGCGAAACCGUAUCAGUAACAAAAACAAAAAGAAUGAAAUCCAGACUGGUAAAUCAGAGGAUUACAAGCUUGUAUGUUACUAUACAAACUGGUCCCAAUAUCGCACGAAAAUUGGAAAGUUCAUGCCAGAAGACAUACAGCCAGACUUGUGUACCCACAUCGUUUUCGCGUUCGGCUGGUUGAAGAAGAACAAGCUAACCAGCUUCGAGUCGAACGAUGAAACGAAAGAUGGAAAAACUGGAUUGUACGAACGGAUCGUUAACUUAAAGAAAGCUAAUCCUUCUUUGAAAAUUUUACUCGCCAUCGGUGGUUGGUCGUUUGGCACGCAAAAGUUCAAAGACGUGUCCUCGACGAGGUACGCAAGGCAGACAUUCAUCUACAGUGCCAUUUCGUAUCUGCGAGAUCGAAACUUCGAUGGCCUCGACAUCGACUGGGAAUAUCCAAAAGGAGGCGAUGACAAGAAGAAUUACGUACUUUUGUUGAAAGAGCUUCGAGAAGCAUUCGAAGCAGAAGCUCAAGAAAAGAAAAUGCCAAGACUUCUUCUGACAGCUGCUGUACCAGUUGGGCCUGACAACGUGAAGAGUGGAUAUGAUGUACCAGCAGUCGCAAGUUAUCUAGAUUUCAUCAACCUAAUGGCGUACGAUUUCCAUGGGAAAUGGGAACGGGAGACUGGUCACAAUGCACCCUUGCACGCCUCGUCGCUGGACUCCGAGUGGCAGAAACAACUGAGCGUGGACAACGCUGCUUCCAUGUGGGUCCGUCUGGGCGCCCCUAAGGAGAAACUGAUCAUCGGCAUGCCGACCUACGGCCGAUCCUUCACUCUCUCGAACGCGGCCAAUUUCCGUGUUCAUGCACCUGCCAGUGGCGGUGGGAAGGCCGGCGAAUACACCAAGGAAUCCGGCUUUCUUGCCUAUUACGAGAUCUGCGAGAUGUUGCGAAACGGAGGUGCCUAUGUCUGGGAUGACGAGAUGAAGGUACCAUACAUGGUGUACAAUGACCAGUGGGUGGGCUUCGACGACGAGAAAUCCAUUCGAUUGAAAAUGGAUUGGCUGAAGAACAAGGGCUACGGUGGCGCCAUGGUGUGGACGGUGGACAUGGACGACUUCAACGGCACUGUUUGCGGCGGAAAUGUCAGGUACCCCUUAAUCGGAGCAAUGAGGGAGGAAUUGCUCGGAAUUUCGAGGGGCUCGAGCGCCAAGGACAUUGAUUGGACGGCUGUGGCUAGCACCGUGUCUGAGAGCAUAUUGAAGAAACCUGAACCGUACAAGAUAUUGGUCUCGGAUGUCAUUAACAAGGCGAAGAAAGUUCAGAAAUCAACGAGCCAGCUCGUCAUUAAUCCUCCUACUAAUGAAAGAGCAGCCCAAUCUAUGUGUUACUUGACGAAUUGGUCGCACAGAAGACCUGGAUCUGGAAAAUUCCUACCAGAGGACAUAGACCCUACUCUCUGCACUCAUAUAGUCUACUCGUUCGCGACCUUGAAAAAUUACCUGCUCGCGGAAGAAACUGAAAAGGAUGCCGAAAUGUACGAACGCUUGAUUGCAUUAAGGAACAAGAAUCCUGAUAUUAAGAUAUUAUUGGCAAUCGGUGGUUGGGCUUUCGGAUCAACCCCAUUCAAGGAACUCACCAGUAACACUUUCCGUAUGAAUCAAUUCAUAUAUGAGGCCAUCGAUUUCCUCAGAGAAUACAAAUUUGACGGUCUAGACGUCGAUUGGGAAUACCCACGGGGUGGUGAUGAUCGAACAGCCUAUGUGAAUCUUCUGAAGGAACUUCGACUUGCUUUCGAGGGCGAAGCAAAUAGUUCUGGACAACCAAAAUUAAUCUUAUCAGCCGCGGUACCAGCUAGUUUCGAGGCUAUUGCUGCAGGGUACGAUGUGCCAGAAAUAUCCAAAUAUUUGGACUUCAUUAACGUGAUGACAUACGAUUUUCAUGGCCAAUGGGAGAGGCAAGUUGGUCACAAUAGUCCUCUGUUUCCCCUAGAAAGUGCUACAAGUUACCAGAAAAAACUGACAGUGGAUUAUAGCGCGAGGGAGUGGGUGAAACAAGGUGCUCCAAAAGAGAAGCUAAUGAUCGGUAUGCCGACUUAUGGCAGAUCUUUCACGUUAGUGGAUAAAGAGAAGUUUGAUAUUGGAGCACCAGCUUCAGGUGGAGGAACAGCUGGAAACUUCACCAAUGAAUCCGGAUUCCUCUCAUACUAUGAGAUUUGCAGCUUUUUGAACGAAGAGAAUACUACUCUAGUCUGGGACAGCGAGCAGCAGGUACCUUUCGCAUACAGAGAUGACCAGUGGGUUGGAUUUGAUGAUGAAAGGAGCCUUAUAAAUAAGAUGCAAUGGCUCAAAGAUGAAGGCUUUGGAGGUAUAAUGAUCUGGUCAGUGGAUAUGGAUGACUUUAGGGGAUCUUGCGGGGCUGGCAAAUAUCCAUUGAUAAAAGCUAUGAUGAAAGAGCUACGAGACUACAAAGUGAAAUUGGAAUACGACGGUCCUUAUGAAUCUCAUUUGAGAAAUGGGAGGUACACCACCAAAGAUCCGAACGAAGUGAGCUGUGAUGAGGAGGACAACCAUAUAUCUUAUCAUCCCGAUAAGAACGAUUGUACCAUGUAUUACAUGUGUGAAGGCGAAAGAAAGCACCAUAUGCCCUGCCCGGUGAAUUUGGUAUUCAACCCUAAUGAAAAUGUCUGCGAUUGGCCUGAGAACGUAGACGGUUGUGUGCAACACACGCAGGCGCCACCUGUGUAAAGAGAAAGGAAACAGAAAGGAAAGAGACAAAAAUUACGCCUAUUUAAGAAUAUUCUGUGGUUCGCGGUUGUACUGUAAAAUGCGAAAACAUACGUGCGACGUAACGUUGAUUAAAAAGUCAUUCGAAAUUCAUCGAAGAAUACGAUAAUCACCAAUCGACGAGAAGUUUUGUUGUCACGAAAUCUCUUUUCAUUCGAAAAUUUUAAUUGCUCCUAAUUUCAAUUUCCCUCUUCCUUUUCCUCUAAA